AUGGUUAUGCCAAACAGGAAUGCCUUGUCUAUUUCUCCUGAAGAUACUUUGAGCGAUAGAGAUCAGAUUCUUCUGCAAUGUAAGUUUUUGUAUCAUAGCGUUUUUGCCACAUGUAGGUUUGGGCUUAGUAGAUUUAAGUUUAGUAGGCUUAAGCUUAGUAGGCCUAAGCUGAGUAAACUAAACAAACUCUAUAUAGGAUCGAAGAUUAUAAAAUACCGGGAAAACUACGUUUAAAACCUGAUAAUCAAAUUAGUUUUUGUAAUUUUAAAAAUAUUUUUUUACGUUUUAAAUUGCCAUUUUAAAACUUGUAUUGUUUUAGGUGCUACAGGCGUUGCCUAUUACUGGCAUGAACUCAACUGUUUACGUCCAGAAUUGAAAGAUUUUGGCAUCAAAAUGCUGUAUGGCUUUGCUAAAGUUGUGGAAAUGUUUAAGAUCGUGAAUGUCAUGUAUUAUAAAUUACUGUAUUGCGGAUAUUUAAGACGUUUGGGCAAGCAAGAAAUAGCCGAAAGUUUGAAAAAAGUGUCAGAUCAAAUAUUCCAAAACCUGAGAGAAAUUGUGCAAAACAAAGAUAAAAUCAAAGAGUAUUCUACCUUCUACAAUAUUAUUGUUAGCACAAACAAAAGUUAUGUUAACACUGCUAUUAAAUGCACGAGUUUCAAUCCUUUAAAAUGA
Bursaphelenchus okinawaensis is the source of this 672-nucleotide messenger RNA. The record is from the annotation of a GenBank genome assembly. NCBI's taxonomy places the organism in Eukaryota, Metazoa, Nematoda, Chromadorea, Rhabditida, Aphelenchoididae.